AUGGUGGAGAGUCACUGCAACGCCUCGAUCGAGGAGGCGUUUCAUCUCAUGGACGUGUUUCUUGAGUGGAAGCUAACAUCGAAUCUUCAGGUGUCCACAUCGCUGCUGUCCAUCUACAUGCGCCGUCGUGAAGUAGGCAAUGCUGUUGCGCUCAUUGGUGCGAUGGAAGAGCAUGGUAUCGUUCAGGAUGUGAAGGCAUUCACGACUGUGGCGUUCUAUUAUGCAUCUCGCGGUGACUGA
Molecule: messenger RNA, 240 nt
Organism: Peronospora matthiolae
Lineage: Eukaryota; Oomycota; Peronosporomycetes; Peronosporales; Peronosporaceae
Source: the annotation of a GenBank genome assembly